UACAACCUACAACCCAGGGGCGGACUCACCAUUUGGAAACUGGGGCACUGCCCGAGGGCCCAAGGUCAGUAGGGGGCGCCAUGAGAUUCCCCUGGUACCUUUUUCAUAGGCUUUUUUUAGUUUGGGCAAGGACACAGGGGCCCCAUGAUCCCUUAUUGCCCGGGGGCCCCAUGAGUUGUCAGUCAGUUCUAGUAGAUUUUCAUUUGAUGAUUUUUCCUAAAGCUUAUUGCAGUGGGACAGCCCCUGCACUGCAAGAGUUAGAUGCU
Molecule: messenger RNA, 266 nt
Organism: Staurois parvus
Lineage: Eukaryota; Metazoa; Chordata; Amphibia; Anura; Ranidae
Source: the annotation of a GenBank genome assembly